Salvelinus fontinalis (brook trout) is the source of this 4075-nucleotide messenger RNA. RefSeq names its product putative pleckstrin homology domain-containing family M member 1P. The record is from RefSeq and is a predicted model, not a curated record. Bases 470 to 3682 code for a protein of 1070 amino acids. Lineage: Eukaryota; Metazoa; Chordata; Actinopteri; Salmoniformes; Salmonidae. The transcript has 12 exons.
AUAUACAUCGUUAGGUAUGUAUGUAUAUUGUAUAUUUGGCUUUUUAUUGACAUCGCUUCAAGACGACAAUACUGGGGGUUCUCAAGCUGAUUUGGAGACGUAAACAUUGGGCAUUGAGUGUUAGGAGUAAUAAAGUAAUGUUGUUUUGUGCACUACUGUAGUUAACGUAGCUAGAUGGACACAGCAAGGAAUCCAAAGAUCAAGCCACAGCUUUUGACACACACACACGGUAAUGUUCUCAUGAGUACGAGUACUACUGGACGUUCCGUUUUUCCAGUUCUUUCAGGAAGUGAACCGGUGUCAUUUUUGCUCUGUGGCUACAUAUCUUACCGUCAACAAAAACCCCAGCAGACCGUAUGAUUAAUAUCUAGGCCUAACAUCUGAAGUGUCCACUCACCGAUAGGCUACUUCAGUUCAAACCGAAAAUGCAGACCAUGUCAUGUGAGAGUAACACAUCCCUGGAGGCACGAUGCUAGCCACACAGACCCCAGAUACGGGGCCAGAGGCGGAAGACGUCAAGCAGUGGAUCAAAGAGAAGUUGGCGUGGUCACUCAAGGCUCUGCAGAAGCGCUACGUGAUGACCGAUGCCGUGGUAACCAGCGAGGAUGGCGACGCCAACCUGCUGUGCGCUUCUCUGGAGGCCGUCUUUAUCCACGGCAUCAAGAGCAAAUAUGUCCGCUCCAAGGCCGGAGGACAUGGCAGGAAAGGGGCGUCCCGGGGACCCCUCCCCCAGCCUGUGUUCUGGAGCCUUCUCAAGACGGUCACUCACGGUGACGUGAUCACGGAGCUGGAGAAGCUGAGCUUUGUGGGUACGGACGUGGGUCGCUGCCGGGCCUGGCUGCGACUGGCCCUCAACCACGGCCUGAUGGAGUGCUACUUGGCCUCCCUAUUCCGUGAGGACUCCAACCUGCAGGCCCACUACCAGCCCUCCGCCCUGCUCCUGGACCCUGAGGAGCGUGAGGUGCUGCUCAGUUAUCUCCAGGGCCUGGCCUCCCUGGUCUUCAACCUUUCGUACAAGUCAGCCGUGCUCAACGAGUGGACCACCACCCCACUGGCUCUGGCCGGCCUCUGCCUCACCACCCAGGCCGACGCUGUCGACCUUCCCAGUCUCACCAAACACAAGGAUUCUUGGGAUACGGUGUCACUGUCGUCCGGCGGGUCGGAUACGGUCGAAGUGCAGCAUGGGGGGACAGGGGUGCAGAGGAGGGUGAUUGGGGGGGUUUCAGGGGGUAGGACCUCUCUAAAUUCUUCUAAUUUGAGCCUGGACACCACAGGGUCAUCUCAGCUCUCCUCCAGCCUAAGCUCAGACAGUCUGCUGCAGGGUCAUGACCCCAAGAGCCCAGACAAGGAGCCCUGGCCAUGUGACCUGGAGAUCUCUGCCAGACUGGAGAACGAUGUCAAUGCCAAGAGGCCUCUUAAAGAUGUUCUGACAGACUUCAGGGAGAGUACCAACUCCAGUCAGGAUUCCAUGCACGAGGAUUCGUACGUUUCCACUCCGGGUGCAAACCACCUCUCAGAGAAUACGGCCUUCAGCGGUUCUGACGGCGAGACCCAGGGGCCAUUCACACCCCUCACUGGCUCCUCUAACCCUGCUUCAGUGGGGUCAGACCAGGAGGAGCCGUCCACUAAGACCCAUGUCCCUUCCGAAGUGCCCUCGCACACUGAAGUGCCCUCCAGUCACAGUGACUGUGUGGAGAGUACAGCGACAACUCCUCACCUACCUGUCACAGAGACGGCACAGGAGAAAAAGACAGAAGAUUCUGCUAAGAGCACCUCUGCGCCUUCAGCCCACACAAACCUAUGCCGUACUACCAGCGUGCAAAGCAGGAGGGUGUCUACAGACUCAAUCACACAUUCCCACUCCUGGAUCUCUGAGGAUGACAUCUAUAAGCCACACCUUGAGGAACUGGUUGACCCCGAUGAGUCUUUACUAGGCUUUGGCCCAGCUCUUGUGAAUGGAUUGACCUCUCCUCCUCCAGAGCCCGAGACGCCCCAGUCUCCCCCCAGCGUGGUUCACCGCAGGCAGAUAGGCCUGUCCAACCCUUUCCGUGGGCUGCUGAAGCUGGGCCAUCUGGAGCGGCGGGGCGCUGUGGGCAUGUGGCGGGACUACUACUGCGAGCUCUCGCCCUUCGAGUUCCGCCUCUACCUGAACGCAGAGGAGCGCACCUGCUGUGACAACUGCUCCCUGCUGCGUUGCGAAGACGCCCGCGUCGUCUCGGCCGAGGGCCGCUUCGACCUGGCCUUCCCAGGGAAGAGGCUCCACCUGCGGGCAGCCAACCAUGACGAGGCAGAGGACUGGGUGGACCGCAUCGCAGAGGCCGUCAGCAAGUUCCGCCCGUUGCACCGCCUUGACGACCAUUCAGAGGUGCUGCAGUCCACUGACAGCUUUGUCAUCCUGGAAGAGCCCCGAAAAUCUUCCCCUUCGUCCCCCUCCGUACCCACCAGUCCCGAGCGAGGGGGUACUGCGGUUGAGCAGGAGCAGCAGAAGCCACUUGAGCUAGACUGGACGCGUCCCACAGUCCCUGAGUCAGACGCCAUUAAGGAGGCGGUGCUGUACCUAUCCCAGGACGCAGAGGCUCGCAACUGGACUCCUCUGGUCUUCUCCCUCUCCUUGGAGACUCUCAACAGUUUCCGGGUACAGGAUGGGCGAAAGGUACUGUGCUGCUCCCACCCCAUCGAGGGGAUACGGGACGUGGUCCCAGACGUUUCUCUGGGGGGACCGGCUUUCUUUAGGGUCGUAACAGCCAGAGAUACGCUCAAGCUGAGGGCCAAGAGCCCUGAGGAGGCGCGUGCCUGGAGGGGCAUCAUCAGGGGAGUCCUGGACUCCUACCUGGAGAAUGGAGAGAUCGGGGAGCCUAAUAGCCCCGGGUUAGCCACUGGGGCAUGGGGCAACGUCCACAGACUGGUGCAGCAUAGACUGAAGGGGGACGGGGUGCUGCUGGCCCAUCUAUAUACAGUGCCCACAGAGAAGGGGCUGGACCUUCAGGGCUUCAAGUGUGCAGGUUGUCCAAAGCCGGUGGGUGUUUCCCGGGGAAAAGCCAGACUGUGCGAGUUCUCAGGGAAGUACUAUUGCGACGCUUGUCACCAGGGUGACACCAUCGCCAUACCCUCCCGCAUGGUGCAUAACUGGGACCUCACGCCUCGCGAGGUCUCCAGACAGGCCCUCGAACUGCUGGCUCAGGUUGAACAUGAGCCCCUGCUCAACCUUCACCUUUUGAACCCUAACCUGUGGGAGCAUGUUGAGGCCAUGGCCCAGGCACACAGUCUCAGACAGAGGCUGCAGCUUGUAGGACACUACCUGCUCACCUGCCGCAGUGGGCCAUGCAAGGAUAUUCAGACCAGACUGGGCCUAAGGACAUACCUGUUAGAAUCAAGCCAUCUCUACAGUGUCAUGGACUUACAACAGAUAGCGGAGGGAACAUAUGUUGCCUACUUGAAUAUUUUGAUCCGGUUUGCCUCCAACCACGUUCAACAAUGUGACCUUUGCACCCAGAGGGGCUACAUCUGCCAGAUCUGUCAUGCCGGUGACAUCAUCUUCCCCUUCCAGUUCGACACCACUGCCAGGUGUAAAGAGUGUAAGGCAAUGUUUCACGCAACUUGCAAGGCCCAGUCGUCCUCGUGUCCACGUUGCAUGCGUCUUCAGAGGUACCUCGAGAGCGAUCUGCAGGACUGCUCUGUUUGACCCAGUGGCCUUCCUGUAGCUGCAGAGACCUAUGAAAUGACAAACGACAAGAGCAGACAUUCACGUCCGGCUUCUAGUUUCUUUUUUUCUACAUGAACUAACCUCAAGUGCAAUUAGGAAGUGUGACUGUAUGUACCGACCACAGACCAAACAUGACCAACCGAACUGGAUAGUGUAAAAAGCCAAGAGCUACACAACUUGCACUAAUAUAGAAAGGUUUCUGCUAUUGAAUUGACGUGAUUGACAAGGUGAAGCCCACUGAUAUGUUCUUACCUCUCUGAACUCUCUCUACGUCUUGAGUGUCCAAGCCAAGGAAUCAAAUAUGAAGGAUGAUGCAAAGAAUCUACUUUAUGCAAAAAAAUUAAAAUAAAAUAAAUGUAUACAUUGAUGUCA